Molecule: messenger RNA, 2000 nt
Organism: Ascoidea rubescens DSM 1968
Lineage: Eukaryota; Fungi; Ascomycota; Saccharomycetes; Ascoideales; Ascoideaceae
Gene: CUS1
Product: U2 snRNP complex subunit CUS1
Exons: 1
Coding region: 6-1853 (615 amino acids)
Biological process (GO): mRNA splicing, via spliceosome
Cellular component (GO): U2-type spliceosomal complex; precatalytic spliceosome; catalytic step 2 spliceosome
Source: RefSeq, a predicted model, not a curated record
GAAUAAUGUCAAAAGUGAAAAAAUCAAAAAACCAAUUAAGAAGAGAAAGAGCAAAACUCAAGAAAUUGAUAGCUAACGAAGAAAUAACCAAAUUGAAAAAUGACAUUAAAAAUGACAUUAAAAAUGAUAUUAAAAAUAAUACCCAGAAUGUUCAAUCCGAUAAUAUAAAUAAUAAAGAUCAAUUUAACCAAAUAGUCUUAAAUAAAGAUAUAGCACAGCUUAAAAAUGUAAACAAUAGUGUAUCUUCUGGAAAAAUACAGGCAGAUGCAUUCUUAGAAUCCAUUAAAAUGAGUCUCAAUGAAGGCAAUAUUUAUGAUGAUAAUACUCUUCCCAAUGAUAUCAACGAUGAUGAUGAAUUUCUCCCAUACAACCAGAGUAAUGGAAAAAUAUUCCAAUCUGAAAUUGAUAAAUAUUUAAGUGACCCAACUUACCAAGACUUUAAAAAGGUCUUUGACAAAUUUAAUGCUGAUGAAUUUUCUGACUCCAAAGAUGAUAUUAAAGAUAAAAAUCAAUCCAAUGAUAAAGAAGAUAUGUUUUAUAGUGAUGAUGAAAAACCUUUAUCCAACUCUAUUUUAGAGUUGGAGCAGGGUUUAGAUCCCACCUCCGAAUUUUCCAAUAAUAAUACUAAUCACAAAAAUACCAGUACCAAUAAUAAUAAUAAUGAAAAUCAACUUGAAAAACUAAGUAAAAGAAAAUUACGGAAAUUAAAUAAAAUUCCUUUAUCCGUAUUAAAAGUCGAAGCCAAAAGACCCGAAAUGGUUGAAUGGUUUGAUGUUGACGCCCCAUAUCCAAAACUAUUGGUUCAAAUUAAAUGCUUAAAGAACAUAGUACCGAUUCCCUUCCAUUGGCAAAUUAAAAGAGAAUAUUUAUCUUCAAAAAGAGGUAUCGAAAAGAAGCCCUUUGAAUUACCUGAAUUCAUACGUAAUACUGGUAUAACCGAUAUGAGAGAUACAACUCAAUUAAACGAAUCAACUUUAAAACAAAGAACAAGAGAAAAAACUCAACCCAAAAUGGGGAAAAUUGAUAUUGAUUAUCAAAAAUUACAUCAAGCGUUUUUCAAAUAUCAAAAAAAACCAAAAUUGUUGAAAUAUGGCCAACUCUAUUAUGAAGGAAGAGAAAAUGAUGAAAUUGAAAUCUCGGAUUUUAGACCAGGAAAAUUAUCAAAAAGAUUAUAUUAUGCAUUGGGAAUACCAGAAGGUGCUCUUCCUCCCUGGAUAAUGAAUAUGCAGCGAUUUGGAACUCCUCCUAGUUAUCCCAAUUUAGUUAUUCCAGGAAUCAAUGUUCCUGACUUUAGUAAUCAAUAUACAAAUAAUCGUAAUGAAGAUAGCAUUAAUGAAGCUAAAAACAAUGCAUUAUUAGUUCCAAUUCAACCCACUGGAUGGGGCAAACUUAAAGAAGAUGAGGAAGAAGAUGAAAAUGAUGAGGAAGAAGAAGAAGGUGAUGUUGAUGUUGAUGCAAAAAUAAAUUCAAGUAGUGAAAGUGAUAACGACAGUGAUGAAGACAGCAAUAAUUAUAAAGAAAAUGAUGUUGAAGCUGUUCCUAUAAUUGAAUUUGGAACUACUGCUUCUCUUGAUGAUAUAGACAUGCCAUCAUUAUAUGAUAAAUCAAAAUCAGAAAAAGAAGAUAAUAAACCAAAGGUAUUAUAUCAAGUAUUGGAAGAAGAAAAAUACUCUGAUUCAAGGAAAGGCAAACAUACAUAUAGAUUACCAAGUCAAAAUCAAAGUCAAAAUCAAAAUCAAAAUCAAAAUCAAAAUCAAAAUCAAAAACAGAAUACUAAAGAUAACAACAAUGAUUCCACCUCAAAAAGAAAAAGAUAUGAUCGUUCCAAAUAUCAAAACGACUUCAAGUUUUGAUCAUAAUUACAACCAAAAGUUUAUAGUUACAUAUACAUAUAUCGCUAGCUACAAUUACAACUGUAAUUGUAAUUGUAAAUUGCAAUUGUAUUAUAUUCAAUAGAUAUGUUAGACCAAAUCUUAGGCCCCUGGCAUUUUCAAUGCAUA